Molecule: messenger RNA, 957 nt
Organism: Ostrea edulis (European flat oyster)
Lineage: Eukaryota; Metazoa; Mollusca; Bivalvia; Ostreida; Ostreidae
Exons: 1
Coding region: 1-957 (318 amino acids)
Molecular function (GO): nucleic acid binding
Source: RefSeq, a predicted model, not a curated record
AUGACCCUGUUUACAGAUGCUUCUCUGACAGGCUUGGGAGCUACCCUGGAAGGCAGAGAGGCAUCAGGUAUAUGGUCCGGUCUCCAGUUGACAGAACACAUCAAUUUACUGGAGAUGCGGGCUGUUCUUCUGGCAUUGAAACACUUUUCCCAAUUUGUUCAGGGUCAAUCUCUGAUGAUAGCCACAGACAAUACAACAGUAGUGGCUUAUCUGCAGAAUCAGGGCGGCACACAUUCUCAGUCUCUUUACCUUCUGUGCAAAGAAAUUCUGUUGUUUUGCCGUUCCCUGGGAAUUCGCUUGUCAGUCAGGCAUGUUCCUGGCAAUCUGAAUCUAGUAGCGGAUGCUCUCUCAAGGUCACUGCAUCCAGUGAAUACAGAAUGGGAGUUACAUCCAGCAGUCUUUCAGGAGAUCUGUCUCAAAUGGGAUCGUCCUCAUAUAGACCUCUUUGCUACGCAUCUGAAUUGCAAACUGCCAACGUUUGUCUCUCCGAUUCCAGACAACAAAGCUUUAGCAGUGGAUGCAAUGUCUUUCGAUUGGAAAGGGAUGUUUUCUUACAUGUUUCCUCCUUUUCGCCUCCUUCCCAAGAUUCUACACAAAAUCAGGGUAGAAAUUUGCAAGACCAUUCUUAUUGCUCCAGCAUGGCCAAAACAAUCUUGGUUUCCAGAUCUUCUUCAACUGUGUUGUGCGAGACCAAUUCUUCUUCCUCUCAGGAAAGAUCUUUUGUCUCAAUUCAAAGGCAGGAAAGUUCAUCAGAAUCUUUCCAACCUCCAUCUACACGCAUGGUUACUGUCAGGGAAUCUCUCAGACAGGAUGGCUUUUCUGACAGAGCAGCCAAACGUAUCUCUAGUUCGGUCAGAAAAUCUACAGGAGCAAUUUAUGACUCUAAGUGGAACAUCAUCUGUUCUUGGUGUUGUUCAAAGGAAAUUGAUCCUCUCGCAGUUACUGUCCAACAGUUAG